CUUCGCGCAGGAUGUGCGCGGGAACUGGCAGUCCUGCAAGCUUCCAGCUUGUAUGAGGGAGUGGGGCUUUCUCUGUGUUUGUGCUCCUGGAAAUGAGGCCAAAAUAAAGAAGUCUUUUUAUGGCUCUCGGGAGCGGGAGCAGAGCCAAGCAGCUGACGGCCCGCGGAGCUGGGUCAGCGACCUGCACCAGGUUGGGACGGGGUGAAAUGGCCGCCUCCUCUUCAUCCUCUUCAGCUGGCGGAGUCAGUGGCAGCUCUGUGACAGGAUCCGGUUUCAGUGUCUCGGACCUGGCACCGCCCCGAAAGGCCCUCUUCACCUACCCCAAGGGAGCCGGGGAGAUGCUGGAAGAUGGCUCGGAAAGAUUUCUUUGUGAGUCUGUCUUCAGCUAUCAGGUUGCAUCUACAUUAAAGCAAGUGAAACACGAUCAACAAGUUGCACGGAUGGAAAAACUGGCCGGUCUGGUAGAGGAGCUGGAGGCAGAUGAGUGGAGGUACAAGCCAAUAGAGCAGCUGCUGGGAUUCACUCCCUCGUCGGGCUGAGCACGUCUGGAUCUCUGCUGCCGGAGAGCAGAAGAAAGGCACUCUCUGGCCCAACUUCAAAACACGCCACCAUCUAUCAGGGUAUUUACAGCUGUGUCAGCAGGAUUGGGCUGAAAGAAAGAAAGAAAGAAAGGGAGAUAUAAAGCUGAGUGGCAGGGGAAGGAACCCACUAAGUUGGUCUGCUCUUUCCCUCCUGUGCACUGGCCCAGGUUAUCUCCUGCCUGGGAAGCGUGCGUCUCUGCCACUCCAGCCAGGCCUCUGCAGAGCACUUCCAGGCCCUCUCAGAAAGGCUCUGCAGUCCCAGCCCUUCUUCUGGACAAUUGACAGGAUGAGAUGCGUCCUGGGUCAGCUGCACGGGGGACUCUUUGUCGGCGGUGCUCCUGUAUUGCUGAAACUGUCUUCUUUCCAGCACUGUUUCUCUUUUGUCUGCACAGUGCUGGUAGCACAUGGCUCUUUAAUGCAGAAGCUGUGCCCUGAAUACCCCGAAACCCUCUUCCUCCCUAUUAUGUGUUAAAUUGUUCUGUGAUAAUAAAAUAAUUCUGUCUUGGAAA
Messenger RNA from Lagopus muta (rock ptarmigan), 1090 nucleotides. It is a transcript of the gene ANAPC16, whose product is annotated as anaphase promoting complex subunit 16. Gene Ontology annotation, biological process: protein ubiquitination. Bases 120 to 539 code for a protein of 139 amino acids. The transcript has 4 exons. Lineage: Eukaryota; Metazoa; Chordata; Aves; Galliformes; Phasianidae. The record is from RefSeq and is a predicted model, not a curated record. Gene Ontology annotation, cellular component: cytosol; anaphase-promoting complex; kinetochore.